Molecule: messenger RNA, 806 nt
Organism: Brassica oleracea var. oleracea
Lineage: Eukaryota; Viridiplantae; Streptophyta; Magnoliopsida; Brassicales; Brassicaceae
Product: eukaryotic translation initiation factor 3 subunit J-like
Exons: 5
Coding region: 224-652 (142 amino acids)
Cellular component (GO): eukaryotic translation initiation factor 3 complex; cytoplasm
Molecular function (GO): translation initiation factor activity
Source: RefSeq, a predicted model, not a curated record
GAGAGAGACAGAGAAACCCCUAAAAUUCCACCAAAAGACUUGUCUCCUCGCUGUCGUUUCUGUCUUCUUUCCUUAACGUUUCACCGACGAAUCGAACUCUCAUCUUUUUCUUUUGUUUUCUUCGUGGUGAUUUCUCUUCUCUACCCUCUAGAGUUUCAGGUUUUCAGUUGGGCACUUCAGAACAGCAGAUACUUUUUUUUUGUCUAGAUAACUGGCAACAAAGAUGGAUGAUUGGGAGGCUGAGGAUUUUCAACCACUUCCUGCAAAAGUUGCACUCAAGAGUAACUGGGAUGACGAGGAUGUGGAUGAGGAUGAUAUCAAGGACUCCUGGGAGAAGGAGGAUGAGCCUGUUCCUCCUGCACCUGCAGUAAAGCCUGCUACUGAGAAGGCUCCAAAGAAAGCAGCAGCAGCAGCAAAGGGUGUGGAGAAGAAGGCUAAAACUGUUGAAGCUUCGAAGGAAGAACCUUUAGAUCCUUUUGCUGAGAAACUUCGCAUGCAGAGGCUAGUGGAGGAAGCUGAUUACCAGGCAACUGCUGAACUCUUUGGAGCAAAGACUCAAGAACAAAACAUCGAUAUUUUUAUUCCCAAGUCUGAAAGCGAUUUCUUGGAAUAUGCUGAAAGCAAUUUCUUGGAAUAUGGAGAAGAGAUUUAAAUCAUCGGCGGUUUUUUAAUACAUCUAUUAAACUAACAGUUUGGUAAAACUAUAAAACUCUCUCUUUUCUCAGUUUUCUUUGCUUGGUUUGUUUUGAAAUUAUGUAUUAAUAUUUUCUUUUUUCGGCAAACAUUUUUUACUUUAUUUAAUUAGA